Molecule: messenger RNA, 2751 nt
Organism: Lactuca saligna
Lineage: Eukaryota; Viridiplantae; Streptophyta; Magnoliopsida; Asterales; Asteraceae
Source: the annotation of a GenBank genome assembly
GUUUGUGGGACGCCAACAUGAUGUUUCAACUCUUUUCAAACGGGUACUUUUACGUUUUUACCCUUUGAAACAUCCCCUUUAGCCCUUUUGAAUGAACGCAAAAUUCUUUGCACUGACUCAUAAAUGAUCCAAGGAUCGUAAGACCCUUGAUUUUACGAUUUUGCCCUUCGAAACAUCCCCCCUUUCCCCCACAAUAACGGAAACAAAAUUCUGUCGUCUUCACAGAGAAUCUCCAUUGUAACUUUUAAGGGUUGAGUAGCGUAAAGUCACUGAGUUUUGUUCAUGGAAAUACCUGCUGGACGAUCGAAUUACACUUUAUUGACUCAAAUUCCCGACGACAACCUCCAACAUACUCUUCCGGCGAAGUUUUCCGGCGGAACUGGUAGAGUUGGAUACGAGUUACCGAAGAAGAGCGAAAGAGGAGGAUUUGAUUGGGACUUGAUAAACUUGACUACCGAUCAGAGGAUGCAGCAGAAUUGGCAGUUGCCAUUUCCCGCGCCAAUUGGUGGCUUACAGAGACAAUCGAGUGGGAGUAGCUAUGCUGAAAGCUCUUUAUCUGGUGAUUGCUUCGGUCCGUCCUUGUCAGCUGCGACGAGCAGUGGUGGUGGCGAUCAUGAUGCUUACAUUCAUUUGCCUGAUGCCGGUGAUUGCGAGGCGUUGAGGUGGGAGAUGACGGAGGCGGGCGGUGGUGUUGUUGUUGGUGGAAUGUAUUCUUCGUUGAAAAGUUGGGCACAACAAACGGAGGAGGGUUAUCAAUUGCAGUUGGCUUUGGCGCUGCGGCUUUCAUCAGAAGCUACUUGCGCGGAUGAUCCUAAUUUACUAGACCAUGUGUCUGUUGAAGCUGCAUCUGUGUCUUCUGCAGAAGCUCUAUCACAUCGAUUCUGGGCAAAUGGUUGCUUAUCUUACUUUGACAAGGUCCCAGAUGGAUUUUACUUUAUUCAUGGAAUGGAUCCAUACGUAUGGUCAGUAUGCAGUAAUCCUCAAGAGAGUGGACGAAUUCCAUCACUGGAGUCUCUAAAAGUUGUUAAUUCUGCGACUGAAUCUGCAUUUGAAGCAAUCGUCAUUGACAGAAUUGGUGAUCCUAGCCUCAUGCAACUACAGAACCAAACUCAUAGCAUUUAUUCUAAUAGCUUAACCACAACCGAAGUUGUUGAGCAACUUGCAAAGCUUGUUUGCAAUCAAAUGGGAGGUGUAGCUUCAACAGGAGAAAAUGAGUUGGUUCCAUUGUGGAAGAAGUUCAGUGAUGACCUCAAGAAACAUCUAGGAUCUAUUCUACUUCCCAUUGGUAGACUCUCUAUUGGCCUUUGCAGACAUCGAGCUAUACUAUUUAAAGUCUUAGCUGAGACCAUUGGUUUACCAUGUCGAAUAGCUAAAGGUUGCAAAUAUUGCAGAAGAGAUGAUGCUUCAUCUUGCCUUGUUCGUAUGGGCAUUGACAAGGAGGUGCUUGUUGAUCUAAUUGGAAACCCUGGUUGCCUCUAUGAACCUGACUCUCUAAUAAAUGGUCCAUCUUCCAUCUCAAUCUUUUCACCACUUCGGUUUCCACGUUCUACACAUAUUGACUCCACAGUUGACUUUGAGUCAAUUGCCAAACACUACUUUCAAGACUCUGAAUCAUUAAAUCUGGUAUUUGAAGAUCCACCUACUGGUGAUGGAGGUGUAGGGGAUGCAGUUCAUCCUCAACAAUCUGAUAGACAUGAUGUUGAUAUCAAUAUGUCUGAUGUUUUUGACAUUCCAUGGACUGAUAUGGUUUUAAAAGAGAAAAUCGGGGCAGGUUCUUUUGGUACUGUUCAUCGUGCUGAAUGGAAUGGUGAAGAUGUUGCUGUGAAGUCUGUGUUCUUAGAACAAGAUUUUCAUCCGGGAAAAUUCAACGAAUUCUGGCGGGAGGUUGCAAUAAUGAGACGCCUGCAGCAUCCAAAUAUUGUUCUUUUUAUGGGUGUUGUCACUGAGCCUCCAAAUAUGUCGAUUGUCACUGAAUAUUUAUCAAGAGGUAGUUUAUUUAGGCUUUUACACAAACCUGGUCCAAAAAAGAUCUUGGAUGAGCGACAUCGCCUCAAGAUGGCUUUUGAUGUGGCAAAAGGAAUGAAUUAUCUUCAUAAACGCAAUCCUCCCAUUGUUCAUCGAGAUUUAAAAUCCCCCAAUCUUUUAGUUGACAAAAAUUAUACAGUGAAGGUAUCUGAUUUUGGCUUAUCUCGAUUGAAAGCAAAUACAUUUCUUUCAUCCAAGUCUGCAGCUGGAACACCACAAUGGAUGGCACCAGAGGUGUUAAACGAUGAACCAUCAAAUGAAAAAUCAGAUGUGUAUAGUUUUGGUGUUAUUUUGUGGGAGCUUAUUACUUUACAAGAACCUUGGAGUAAUCUAAAUGCUGCUCAGGUUGUGGCAGCAGUAGGGUAUAGACACAAAAGGCUUGAGAUCCCUCAUAAUGUAAAUCGUCAAAUAGCAGCCUUGAUAGAAGCUUGUUGGGCAAAGGAGCCGUGGAAGCGGCCAUCUUUUACAAGUAUAAUGGAAUCUUUGAGACCAUUGAUAAAACCUCUUACUCCUCAAGCAAGUGUUAUGCAGUAUAGUAAUAACAGUGAUGUCGAAAUUUUUGUUAAUAUUGUAACUAGUAUGUCUCAUAAUAAAGUACAAUUGUUUGUUGGUAAUCAUGUUGUGGAAAGUGAUGUUAGUCGAUUUGUUGGGGAAAACCAUUUGGUGGCAAUGGCUUGUCUGGUGCCGAAAGUAAACAAAUAUGUUGAGAAGAAAAAGGAAACUUGA